Molecule: messenger RNA, 2958 nt
Organism: Brassicogethes aeneus
Lineage: Eukaryota; Metazoa; Arthropoda; Insecta; Coleoptera; Nitidulidae
Source: the annotation of a GenBank genome assembly
GGGUGGAGUGAAAAAUACAUUUUUUUCACUUUUUUGCUGAACUAAACUGGCUUGGGUGCGCAAAAGUUGUAACUUGGUAUAUUAGUUACCUCCUAAAAAUUUCAGGUCCCUAACGCAAUGUCUUGAGGUGCCACAAGGACACUAAAAAUUAAAAAAUAUACACGCACACAACUAAAUUUACAGGUGUCUCCAAAUUGAUAAACUUUAUCAAUUGUCAAUAAAAAUUAACAAAUUUAAUGAAUUGAUUUACAAAACUACAAUUAGUGGUUCGAUUAGUGGUUUAAAGCUUUAUUAUGUAUGUCAAAUACCCAACAUAAUUCUCUAUUGUUUCAGAUAACUAACGUUCAGUAAUAAUGACAUCGACAGCACCUUUAACAUUAACUCGUGGACGGACCACUCGAUGUCCAUUAUAUGGAGUUGGUAAACCAUUUAAUAAAAAUGUGUUGCCAACUUACGAGGAUAUUUUGCAACAAUAUUUGUUCACAAAAAACGAACUGAAAAUAAGCGGUCAGCUAAAGGAGCCCACUUUUGCAGAAGUUGCCAAAAUAGUUGAACCACAGCUCCAGGAAAUUUGGAAAAAAGCUUCUUUGCCUAUAAUAUCCAGCGAAAGAAUUAUGGAAAGGAUUAGAGAAUACCAUAACAAAUAUCGGGAACUACUAAAACCCUACAAACAGAGAGCCAAUGUUGCAAGCUACAUACAAAAGAUCGAAAAGUUUAAAGAAAAAUCUCAGGGUUUAUUCGAUAUUGCAACCUGCAAGUGCAAAUGUUUUGAAAAAUGUACCUGUGAAAAAUUAAAGAAAAUACCUGUUUUAGAGAGAGAAUUUUUGCUAGAUCAGCGAAGCGCCAGAAAAAUUAUGAUAGGGAAUGUUGACAGUCAUACCACGAGGCAAAUGGAGAAAAGAGAGAAAAGGAAAUUGCAAGAAGCAGCAUCGUCCAGCAUUGUAAAAACUAUCGAGCAACAAAAAUAUGCUAAUAAUUCUCAAAUUAAAGAGUCCUUGCCAUCAAUUUCUUUUGAACCUUCCACAGAACCUCCUAUUUCUAUUAUAUCUGGACAAAUGCGUAAAUCUCUGCCAAAUUUAGCACGAGAGUGCGAUAGAUGGGGUCUCUCUGAUCGCGGAGCAGCUGCGGUGUCCUCAGCAUUACUUCAGGACCUAGGAGUUGUGACCAAAGAUGACAUUUCGUCAGUUAUAGAUCGCAGUAAAGUAAGACGCGAAAGACAGAAGCUUAGAAAGCAAAAUCAAUUAAACGAUGGUAAAGAUCCCAUGCUGAAAUCAAUAUAUUUCGAUGGCCGAAAGGAUUUAACAAGAAAAACUACUUUAAAAGACGGCGUUCAUCACCCCCUAAAUGUUACCGAAGAACAUGUGGUUUUAGUUCAGGAACCGAUGUCUGAAUAUUUAGGACAUGUAACUCCUUUAUCGGGAACAUCUUUCAACAUUUUUACGGCUAUUACAAAUUUUGUAUCUUUAAAGGGGUAUAAAACUGAUGAGCUGGUUGCCAUUGGAUGCGACGGAACUAAUGUAAAUACCGGGAACGAAAAUGGUAUAAUGCGUAAAUUAGAAGUUCAUUACAAAAAACCUCUUCAUUGGUUUGUGUGUCUCCUACAUUCAAAUGAACUUCCUUUUCGGCAUCUUUUAGUGAACUUGGAUGGUGCAACGCAUGGUCCAAAUUUCUCUGGUCCUAUAGGUAAAGCAUUAAAGCACUGCAUGAAACCAGUUGUAAAAUACAUGGCAAUUGAAGGAAAUGCGUUACCAGCAGUUGAUUUGGCGGACCUAAGUAACGAUCAGAAUUAUCUGUAUAAAAUUGUUUUGGCUGUAACAUCUGGUGAGUGUUCCCAGCAUUUAUCUAAUCUUCAGCCGGGCCCAAUUUCACAUUCGCGGUGGCUAACAACUGCUAGUAGAAUACUGCGUUUAUACAUUUCAUCUAAAAAACCUACCGAAAAUCUGAUAACGUUAGCCACCUAUAUCGUUAAAGUUUAUGCACCAGUUUGGUUCGCGAUCAAAACAAAGCCAAGAUGUUGGGAUGGAGCACGACAUUUGUGGAAAAUUAUUUAUUUAAGUAGAUAUCUGCCACAAAUUUUAAGAAACGUAAUUGAUCCAGUCAUUCAAAGAAAUGCAUAUUUUUCACAUCCAGAGAAUCUACUACUAGCUAUGCUGACUGACGACAAACCAACUAUCAGAACACUAGCUUUACGUCGAAUUUUGAAAACUAGAAACCAGAGACAAAACAAUAUCGGUGUUAGAAAAUUUAAAGUCCCAAAAAUUAAUUUUAAAGCCGACGAGUACUAUGAAAUGAUAACUUAUGCCACUUAUUUAAACAAUGAGCCUCCUUUAACAAAAUCAAUCAGCGUGGAAGAGCUCAAAAGUUAUAUUGACACAAACGAAUAUAUAAUGACAUUUCCAAAUUACCCCUGUCACACCCAAUCUGUCGAGCGAUGUGUUCGUUUGGUCACAGAAGCUGCAGCCGCAGUAGGUGAGCUGCAGAGAGACGGAUAUAUUAAAUCAAGACUAAAAUCCAGAUCUUUGAUGCCCCAGUUUGAAAAAAAAUCUGAUUAUAAAUUGGAUUAAGAACUUGUUUUCACUUAUUUUAUAAUACUUUAAUUAGCUUGUAGUAAUAAACUCUUAAUAUUUAAACAAUUUUGUUUUUUUUUUUAAUUUUUUUAUCAUUGUCAGUAGUUCGGUGGCACCUCUGGAUAUUUAAUUUAUACCUUUUUUGCGUUAAAUUGAUAUCGAAAAGAACUUAUUUCACAAAAGUUUAAAAAAAUAAAUAUUUCCAAUGUACCACAAAAAUAAUAAUAACACAUAUUUUUCUCGUUUUUUCCCAAAUUUAGAAGCUUUGUGGCACCUAAAGAUUUCAAUAUAUUUUAAAAUAAUUUUAAUAGUACACUACUAUCAUAUAGCACCAACUUUUGCACACCCAAGCUUAUUGAUAUCGGUAAUAAAAAUAAUUCACUCCACCCUA